AUGGUGAUAGACACCCUCUUUGAUUCCACAAGUCUUUUGAGAUUGUACUUUUCUCCUCCAUCCAUCCUUGUGAUGGUCGUGGGUGGAGGAGUAGACCAUUCUUCUUCUAGCCCAUAUCUGACCUCCAAGAACACUGAUCUAUAUAUUCUUGGUGAUUUUCUGGAUCUUCUGUACAUUGUUGGCUGUUGUUGCAUUCCCGUGGCUAAAAAUGAUCUUUGUGGAACAAUAUCGGUCGAUGGCCCUUUUGGUAGUUUUUCUAUGGAAAGUUAUUCUAUCGGAGACAAGUCAAUAUUAAAAGAUGCUGGGGUUCAUGACAUGAAGGACAUUGAAGCUUUGGCUUCACCUCCAGAGGUUAAAGAUAGUAUUCAGACGCAGAAAUACAAGGGAGAUGUUAGUUACUUCAUUUGCACGAGGCCUGGGAGAGGUCCGGUAUUGCUAACUGAUGAAGCUCAAGCACUUCUCAAUGCUGAAACUGGAUUGCCAAAGUAA
Molecule: messenger RNA, 489 nt
Organism: Fraxinus pennsylvanica
Lineage: Eukaryota; Viridiplantae; Streptophyta; Magnoliopsida; Lamiales; Oleaceae
Source: the annotation of a GenBank genome assembly